This is a messenger RNA of Microdochium trichocladiopsis, 1776 nucleotides long. RefSeq names its product FAD dependent oxidoreductase. Lineage: Eukaryota; Fungi; Ascomycota; Sordariomycetes; Xylariales; Microdochiaceae. The transcript is spliced from 2 exons. The record is from RefSeq and is a predicted model, not a curated record. The coding region runs from base 1 to 1776 and encodes 591 amino acids. Gene Ontology annotation, molecular function: oxidoreductase activity.
AUGGAGCACAACGGCAGCAACAGCAAGUCCCGCGAUGGGCGCAAGAGGGUGCUCGUGGUGGGCGCCGGCGCGGCUGGCAUGUCGACGGCAUACCACCUGUCGCAGCACCGCGACAAGUUUGACGUGACCGUGAUUGACGCGGUCGACUACUGCGGCGGGCAGGCGUUUUCGAUGCCGCUGGACAAGGAGCGGCACGGGGCGUCGUGGUGCAACCAGGGCGUGCAGGGCGGCUCGUACAUUUUCCACCACACGCUGACCAUGUUCCAGCGCCAGGGCUUCCACGCCGACCCCGUCAAGCUGCACGUCUCGUUUGGCAAGGACGAGACCUUCUGGACAAACGUCUUCCCCACCACGCUGCUCGCCCGCCACCAGAAGGAGGUCGUCCGACUCGUCCGCAUGCUCAAGAUCAUCCGCUGGUUCGAGGUCUUCUUCGCCCUCCUGCCCCUCCGCCUCGUCUUCAAGAUGUUCCUCUUCUCGGAGGAGUUCACAAACACCAUCGCCCUGCCCAUGACCGCCCUCUUCCUCGGCACCGGCAACGCCACCCCAGAGGUCCCCACCAUCAUGCUCGAGCGCCUCUGCACGUCUCCCACCUACGGCAUGUGGUACCCGGCCUCCAAGGACACCGUCGUCGAAAACCAGCCGCCCAUGGUCGUCUUCCCAAACUUCUCCGAGUUCUACGAGACCUGGCGCAAGGACCUCGUCUCCCGCGGCGUCACCGUCCGCCUCUCCACCGAGCUCACAGAGAUUGUCCAUCGCAGCAAAAACGGCGGCGUCACCGUCCGCCUCAGGUCCCGCCGGCCCGCGUCCGACGGCCACAACCCCGUCGGCGCGGACCAGGACAUCCCGGCCACCGAGGAGCACUACGACGAGCUGGUCCUGUGCUGCCUGGCCGACACGGCCAAGAAGGUGCUCGGCCGCACUGCCACCUGGAAGGAGAAGCGCGUCCUCGGCUCCGCCAAGUUCAGCGACGACAUCACCAUCACGCACAACGACGCCGACUACAUGAAGAAGCACUACGAGAACUUCUACCGCGAGGACCUGGCCAACACGCAGCGCAUCAACGGGCACGACCACUCCCACCGGCUCAACUACGCCGUCGGCUCGUUCCGCCCCAUGUACUACAUCAAGAUGUACGACCAGGACCAGAGCAAGCUCGAGAUGUGCUUCGACACGACAAACUACCAGUCCCAGUUCCCCGAGAACGUGCCCUUUGAGCAGCACGUCUUCCAGACCAUCUACCUCAACAAGCAGCGCGACGGCCACCUCUGGACCGACGCCGAGAUCCGCGAGGACAAGGUCAUCCGCAGGGACUGGUGGCACCAGCUGUGCCACUCGUACACGCACUACCUGCUCGUGGUGCCCUGGAUGAUGUUCCUCCAGGCCAAGAACAACACCCGCUUCGCCGCCUCCUGGACCCUCGUCAACGCCCACGAGGUCGCCAUCAUGAGCGGCAUCGCCGCCGCCGUGGACCUCGGCGCCACGUACCCGGAGGACCUGGAGCACGACAGGUUCGCGUUCCUGUGCUUCCGGCUGUACUACCUGCUCGCGUACGGCAAGUGGUAUAGGCGCCACUACACCAAGGGCGGCAAGAAGGACCGGCCGACCACGGAGGCCGCGAGGGAGGGCAGCUCGUGGGCGUCCGGGGUUUAUGGUAGCGUGUACAAGGGCCCCGGUGUGGGCGAGGUUGAGAGAGCGACUUGGCGCGAGGAGAUGAAGAAGGGGACCAGCACGGGGAACUUGGCCGAAGGGAAUGCGCCUGGUCGGAGUCAGCCUUGA